AUAUAUUUACCAAAUGUAUAACCACUUAUUAAAGAGAACCGUUAAGAGAAAAAAAAGAUCGAGAAUGGAGUAUCAAACUAGCUUCUUUUCAGACAACCAAAGUCAAGAGUUUUCUCCAGAGAACUCUUGUUCAACAAACUCAUGGAGCUCACAAGAAUCAUUCUUGUGGGAAGAGAGUUUCUUGCAUGAUCAAUCCUUCCACUCAUUUAGCCCUUCUUACUACUCUGAUGAUUUCUUCACAUUUGGAUCAUCACUCAUCAAAGAAGAAGAAGAAGUAGAAGAAGAAGCCACCGUGGCGGCCUUGGAGGAGGAGGAGAGGUCAUACAGAGGAGUGAGGAAGAGGCCGUGGGGGAAAUACGCAGCCGAGAUAAGAGACUCAACGAGGAAAGGGAUAAGAGUGUGGCUCGGGACGUUUGAUACUGCUGAAGAGGCUGCUCUUGCUUAUGAUCAGGCAGCUUUCGCUUUGAAAGGUGACCUUGCGGUACUCAACUUCCCCGUAGAAGUUGUUAAGGAGUCUCUGGAGAAGAUGGAGAAUGUCAAUCUAUACAACGGAGAGUCUCCAGUGAUAGCUUUGAAGAGGAAACACUCCAUGAGAAACCGACCCAGAGGAAAGAAGAAGUCUUCUCCUUCUUCUUCUUCCUCUUCAACUUCAAGAAGUAGAAAAGAGAGUCUUGUUACAAAACAAGAAAGUAAUACAACGCUUUUGGUUUUUGAGGAUUUGGGUGCUGAGUACUUAGAAGAGCUUAUGAGAUCAUGUUCAUGAUCAUAUCUAGUUUUAAAUUCUCAUGAGAUUUGAGUGACUUCUGAUUUUAUAUAAUAAUUUUAUAGUUGUCGGAUUUUUGGAAGGGCUGUGAUGGGGAUGUUGGAAGUGUAUAGACAAGUGGUCUACUAUUGCGUUACUAUUGGCAAGCAUGUAUCACGAAUGAUCUAAUAAGUAAAACACAGAUCUACUUUAAUGCUUGUUUUCUUAAUAUUUAUUUGUUCAUGAUAGUCCUAAAAGUCGAUCC
This is a messenger RNA of Eruca vesicaria subsp. sativa (arugula), 1007 nucleotides long. The record is from the annotation of a GenBank genome assembly. Lineage: Eukaryota; Viridiplantae; Streptophyta; Magnoliopsida; Brassicales; Brassicaceae.